CUUUGAUUUUAAAACUUGCUUUUGCUCCUUGCUUGAAAAGUAAAUGAAAGUAAUGAAAUAAGAAUUGAAGAUAUUAUUGAAUUUUAUAUAAAUCAUUUGAACCUACAUUAGCAGAUCUGCAUAUUAGUUGUAAAGUAAAUAUUUUAGUUAUGUCAUACCAAUUGUACAGAAAUACUACAAUCGGGAAUACGCUUCAAGAAAGCCUUGAUGAACUAAUACAAUAUGGCCAAAUAACUCCCAAUCUAGCAAUUAAAGUUUUAUUACAGUUUGAUAAAUCUAUUAACCAAGCACUUUCAAACAGAGUUAAGUCUAGGCUUACAUUUAAAGCUGGAAAAUUGAAUACAUACAGGUUUUGUGAUAAUGUGUGGACAUUCAUGUUAAAUGAUGUGGAGUUCAGGGAAGUUCAAGAAAUAGCCAAAGUGGAUAAAGUGAAAAUUGUUGCUUGCGAUGGUAAAAAUGUUGAUGAUAGAAGAUAAUUAUAAAUAUGGACAAAGACAGUUACUAUUUUUGUAUUUGGCAUGGUGGACAAUUUUGCUUGAACUACUUGAGCAAAUUUCUUGACCUUAUGAUGACGCAUGCACUGAUUAAAUGAUUUACAUAACUUA
Messenger RNA from Papilio xuthus (Asian swallowtail), 605 nucleotides. RefSeq names its product general transcription factor IIA subunit 2 (gene TfIIA-S). The transcript has 4 exons. NCBI's taxonomy places the organism in Eukaryota, Metazoa, Arthropoda, Insecta, Lepidoptera, Papilionidae. Gene Ontology annotation, biological process: transcription initiation at RNA polymerase II promoter. Gene Ontology annotation, cellular component: transcription factor TFIIA complex. Bases 150 to 476 code for a protein of 108 amino acids. The record is from RefSeq and is a predicted model, not a curated record.